Molecule: messenger RNA, 1035 nt
Organism: Paraglomus occultum
Lineage: Eukaryota; Fungi; Glomeromycota; Glomeromycetes; Paraglomerales; Paraglomeraceae
Source: the annotation of a GenBank genome assembly
AUGAAUGACAUUGCAGAUAGAAUAGCUGCCGCACGCAAAGAGGCAGAGACCCUGAAAGAGAAAAUUAAGAUGAAGAAGGAUGCUUUGGCUGAUACAGCUUUGAGGUCCAUGGCAGCCGAGAUUGACUCUCUUCCACGUAUCGUGAUGAAAGUUCGCCGCACACUCAAGGGUCAUUUAGCCAAAAUCUAUGCCAUGCACUGGGCCUCAGAUAGACGUCACUUGGUCUCUGCAUCUCAAGACGGCAAACUAAUCGUUUGGGACGCUCCGACCACGAACAAGGUCCACGCCAUCCCACUUCGUUCGUCAUGGGUCAUGACCUGCGCCUAUGCUCCGUCGGGCGGCUUUGUAGCAUGUGGUGGUCUUGAUAAUAUCUGUUCAAUUUAUAAUCUACGUACUAGGGAAGGGUCUGUAAAAGUUGCACGAGAGCUGGGAUCGCAUACUGGAUAUUUAUCGUGCUGUCGGUUUUUGAACGAUCGACAGAUAUUGACGUCUAGCGGAGAUAUGACAUGUAUUUUAUGGGAUAUUGACGCAGGCAUGAAAGUGUCAGAGUUUCAAGACCAUACCGGAGAUGUCAUGAGUUUGAGUCUUGCACCAACGCAGCAAAUUUUCGUUAGUGGUGCUUGUGACGCCACGGCAAAAAUCUGGGAUAUCAGGAGUGGGCGAUGUGUACAGACUUUUACUGGACAUGAAUCAGAUAUUAAUGCAGUACAGUUCUUCCCUAACGGUGACGCAUUUGGUACUGGUUCCGAUGAUGCAUCAUGCCGGCUGUUCGAUCUCAGAGCUGAUAGAGAACUAAAUCAAUACACACACGACAACAUUCUUUGCGGGAUUACCUCGGUUGCAUUCUCAAUUUCCGGGCGUCUUUUGUUUGCUGGCUAUGACGACUUUAAUUGUAACGUCUGGGAUACAUUGAAAGGCGAGCGUGUGGGAGUAUUGGCAGCACACGAGAAUCGUGUCAGCUGUUUGGGUGUUUCCGUUGACGGCAUGGCUUUGUGUACGGGUAGUUGGGAUUCAUUGUUAAAGGUCUGGGCGUAG